GAUUAAUUUGUGCAAAUAUGAGUGGAAAACUUCAUGGUUGUGUUUGCUUAGUAACGGGAGCCACGCGGGGCAUUGGGAAAGGUAUCGCGGUGGAGUUGGGUCAAGCAGGAGCCAUUGUAUACAUUACUGGACGUACAUUGAAAUCUGAUAGGAAAAAUGUUGAGGGUUCUUUAGAGGAAACAGCAGAAACUAUAAAUAAUUCUAAUUGUGGAGGCAAGUGCAUACCAGUGGCUGUUGAUCAUACAGACGAUGAUCAAAUCUCCAAAUUAUUUGAUCGGAUUGAACGUGAACAACAUGGACGUCUUGAUAUUCUAGUCAAUAAUGCUUUCAGUGCUGUUGGUUUUCUGUUGAACAAUGUAGACAAGCCUUAUUACGAGAUUGAGAGUAAAUCGCCAGGUGAAGCGUGGGAUAUAGUAAACAAUGUUGGUUUAAGGAAUAAUUAUAUUUGCUCCGUUUUUGCGACAAAACUGAUGAUAAAUUAUCAGGAGAAGUUGAAAAAGGAUGGUGUUAAAGAUGAUCAUCUCAGGCCGGGACUAAUAGUAAAUGUUUCGUCAAUUGGUGCAAGGAUUUACUUUUUCAAUGCAAUUUAUGGAGCAGGUAAAGCUGCAUUGGACCGUAUGACGUGUGACAUGGCUUACGAUUUAAAGCGGACUAAUACUAAUAUAUGCAUCUUCAGUUUAUGGCCAGGUCCAGUCCGUACGGAAACUGUAGUUGCAGAAGCUACUGAUGGAACCCUGAAACUUGGCGAAAAGAUAGCUUUUCAUUAUGAUACCGCGGAAUCACCUCAGUUAUCUGGUAAAGUAAUUAUUGCGAUAGCAAACGAACAACGUGAUAAGCUACUUUCAAGAAAUGGUCAAGUCAUUCUAACUUGUGAUAUAGCUGACGAAUAUAGUAUUAAAGAAAUAGAUGGUAGAAAACCAAUUAAUUUACGUUCAUUACAAUUAGCUGUGAAAACUCAGUGUUCUUUACUUGGUUAUCUUAUCCCUGGUUUUAUUCGUAUUCCGUUGAGUUUGGUAACAUACAUUCUUCGUCGUCAAUAGAUUGAAAGUGAACAGAUUAAAAUAUACGAUUAACUAUUUAUACAGUAAACUUAUUAUUGCAUAUUUUCACCUCUACAGUGUCUAACAGUAUUUUUUCCUAAAUUGCGCUUAAUAUCAUUACUUUUUUGGAUGCUGUUUCACAAUACAUUUAAGGGUCAG
Molecule: messenger RNA, 1199 nt
Organism: Schistosoma mattheei
Lineage: Eukaryota; Metazoa; Platyhelminthes; Trematoda; Strigeidida; Schistosomatidae
Source: the annotation of a GenBank genome assembly